This is a messenger RNA of Fusarium coffeatum, 1734 nucleotides long. RefSeq lists its product as uncharacterized. The record is from RefSeq and is a predicted model, not a curated record. The transcript is spliced from 2 exons. Lineage: Eukaryota; Fungi; Ascomycota; Sordariomycetes; Hypocreales; Nectriaceae. Bases 1 to 1734 code for a protein of 577 amino acids.
AUGGACGAGGCUUUCGUAGCCCAAUCGCCCCAGAGAGUCAUUCCUCUACAACAAUGGAUCGAAGGAUGGUCAGCAUGCACCGCCCUGGAGAAGUCUCCCAACGAGAUCCUUCAAUACGAACAUCAACAAGCCAAAGCCGAGCUCGAUGACGCAUACGAGCGAUUCAAGUCACAAGGAACUCAAGACAGUUCCGAUGAAGUCCAUAGGUGCAUGCAGCGCUGCAUAGCGCUUGCUCACCCAGACGAGUCUACCAGAAAAGCCAAGGAGCGUGAUUAUCAACAAAGUUGGGUGCUGUUUUAUAAGACUCUGUUCGACAUAUUGGACAAUCCUGCAGCUAUCAAGGCAGUCUUAGAUAAAUUUCGUGAGCGUGCGAGCACCCAGCAUUCAUCGCAUCAUGAAAGCACAAGAAACCAGUGUCAGACGACGGCUUUCCCUGUCAGCAAUUCCCCCGAUACUCAACACUCAAGCAGGUCACAAAACCCCAGAAUUGAACCUGUCCCGACCACCCACCGUACGCACAGCCAGGGCGAGCUAAGCAUCAAUGAUCAGCGAGCGGAAGGCGAAGCGAGGGGCCGAACGACUCGAUCAAAGACGCACACGGCCUCAACAGCAUCACCCGCACCUCAUUGGGAGAAGCGGUCUCGGCAGGCUCCUUCGGAAGCCGCUCCAACAACCACAGAAACUAUUGAGUUUCGCGAAGUAUAUCAAGACGGCCAAGCCGAGCCAAAAUACACUAUUAUCGAGUACGAACGACUUUAUUACAUCGUGAGAUGCAAGGAGCAUGGGCUGGCUUUCUCUGGCGAGCACCCGCUCCAGGGUGCUAUGAAUCAUUUGAGGGUCCCAGGACACCAAGUUGAGGGUAUAAAUUACUCUCUAGCAAUCUCCAAGCUCGGGGCCCUGGUGCUGAAUUGUGAUGAAGAUGACAAAGAGAAAAAUAAUAGGGUUGUAAGAAGGCAUGUUGAGCAAAUGGAAGAUCAGCGACGACGACGCUGUCGCGCUUCCCAGGCCUAUCGAGAUCUCAAACCCGACCCUCAGCAUGGUGACAUUUACAUGGCAUGGUGGGAUCUGGGUAAGACAGCGAAGCAAUCUGGACAAGAGGAUCUGAAGCUCUUCGCGUUUUUGGUUCUGCCUUUCUUUCCGCGAGACAGUAAUCGCUUUGGCUUGAGUGUCACCACAUCGAACCUCGAAAAGGACAUUCCUACUUGCUACAAGCACGAUCCGUCAACUAAUACCUACGAGUGGGCUGAAGACUACAAGCCAGGCGAAAGAAAAGCCUUAAAACGGUCUUACCCGAUAAUGUGCUUCGAUGGGAGUCUCGCGCCGAGCGUUCAAUGGAUCCCCAUCACCCACUUCCGAAAGUUCAAUGCCAAAGAUCCCUAUCUUGAACAUAAACACAUUGUGAAUGGCUACAUCGCGUCGCAGAGACACAUUGUUCACCAACCAGAUUUUGAACCGGAAUCUGAUGACACCAGCUCCGACUCCGACUCCGACUCCAACUCAGAAUCAGAUUCCGACAGCUCUGACGAUACCCAUUUACCAAUCGCUUUCAGAUAUACACAGACUGUAAAUGGCAGAAGGUGUGAAAUCAUCUAUUUAGAUGAUGACGGUACGCCCAAAAAGGUGAUGGAGGACCCAGAAAACUAUCCGCUCCGGUGGAGAACCCCAGAGUUGGAGGUGAAGAAGGAACCUGGGAUCCAAGAUAGCGUGCAGCGGGCGGACCAAGGUACGCGAUAA